This is a messenger RNA of Nicotiana attenuata, 972 nucleotides long. RefSeq lists its product as uncharacterized. The record is from RefSeq and is a predicted model, not a curated record. The coding region runs from base 1 to 972 and encodes 323 amino acids. NCBI's taxonomy places the organism in Eukaryota, Viridiplantae, Streptophyta, Magnoliopsida, Solanales, Solanaceae. The transcript has 2 exons.
AUGACACAAUGGCAACCAUUGAUUGAUAAAAUAGUAGCUAAAAUAUCAUCCUGGACUGCACGAAAGCUCUCAUAUGCUGGCAGAGUUCAACUUAUUAGAACUGUCCUCUUUGGAGUUCAAUCCUAUUGGUCUCAAAUAUUCCUGAUGCCCUCCAAGGUGAUCAAGCUUAUUGAAGCCUACUGUAGAAGCUUCAUGUGGUCAGGAACAAAUGUCAUUACCAAACGUGCAUUAAUAUCUUGGGACAAAGUCUGCCAACCUAAGAGUGCUGGAGGGCUAAACAUCCUAAAUCUCAAAAGCUGGAACAAAGCUGCCAUUCUCAAGCUGCAAUGGGACUUGGCAACAAAGGCAGAUAAAUUGUGGAUCAAAUGGAUUCAUAUGUACUAUAUAAAAGGGCACUCUUUAGAUACAGUUAAAGUACCAAAGCAAGCGAGUUGGAUGGUUCAAAAGAUCAGGACUGUUGCUGGGCUAAAUACACAGAUGCAGGGGGAUAAUGGCAAAUGCAGAAUCAAGCAGCUGUACUUGCAGCAAAUUGGAGCACUACCUAAAGUUGAGUGGAAAACAAUCAUGUUUAGUAAUCUAGCAACGCCUAAAGCAUUGUUCUCCAUGUGGCUGAUCAUCCAAGAGAGAAUGAUGACAACUGAUAGGUUGAACAAAUGGAACAUUAACGUUGAUCCAAUAUGUGUUCUGUGUGGAAAUCAUCCAGAGACUCAUGCGCAUCUAUUCUGGGAAUGUACAAAUAAAAACGUGGGAUCAGCAUGGUUUGUGGAGAAAGCAAAGAAGAAAACUGUUGAAGGACAGCUCUUGCGAAUGGUUCUAGCUGAAAAUUUGUAUAGUAUAUGGACUGAAAGAAACCAUAGAGUUUUUGAAAAAGCACAUAAAGAUACUAAGAGCAUUAUUACAGAGAUAGCAUAUACAUGUAAUGUAUGGGCUGAAGGCAAACUUAAAGAAGUCCUACAACAAAGGCUUUUAUAG